This is a messenger RNA of Rhopalosiphum maidis (corn leaf aphid), 360 nucleotides long. RefSeq lists its product as uncharacterized. The coding region runs from base 1 to 360 and encodes 119 amino acids. The record is from RefSeq and is a predicted model, not a curated record. NCBI's taxonomy places the organism in Eukaryota, Metazoa, Arthropoda, Insecta, Hemiptera, Aphididae. The transcript has 3 exons.
AUGGAAAAUUUAAAAGAUGAACUUGAUUUAAACGCUGCAUCUUGGAGUUUAACUGGUAGUUGGAAAACAAAUUCAAUUGUGUAUAUAUCAAAGAACGCAUGUAGUAGUUUUAAAAUGAUCUGUGGAUACGCGUGGUAUUCAAUUAUGAAAGCAUUUAACUCUCCUAAAACAAACCGUCCAAUUCCACCGGGCGCAUACAUUACAUUAGGGAUAGAUUUGAAGGAAUUUGAAAAUCAUCAUAACUUUCCAAAAGUGUAUUUUUAUGGAAAAUAUAAAUUCACGUAUAAGAUGAAAAAUUUAAAAAAUGAUGUACUUGGUUGCGCUGAAUUGGAGUUGAGUCCUAUACGACCGUGGGAAUAA